UCGUAUAUAUUCAUUUUCAUUAUUUGUAACGAGUUAGCGAGCAAUUUAUAAAUUUUUGUAAAAAAAUAGAGAAAGUUAAAGAGAAUUGAUUUGUCUUCAUGACAAUUACCCAGAUAACAUAAUGUCUAAAAUCGGGACAUAAGACAUUUUUCAGACGUCUUAUGCGCCGAUUUUAAACAUUGUAUGCCUGGAUUAUUAUCUUUGUGAUAUUAAUUAUGUUUAUUUUUUCACGAUUUAUGUUUUAUCGUCAUUAUGUCUUACUAAUAUAUAAUCAUUACUGCUAACAUCAUUAUGUGCUCUUUAUGCGAUUUUUGUAUCAGUCAUUUUUCUAACGUUACCACAUAACACAUAUUAAAGCCAGCACGUUAUACAAUUUCCCGAAACUUAAAAGAGGAAUAAUUCGUGCAUGCAUCGACAAAUUGUAUUGCAAAAUAGAAACAAUCAUUGAUUGAACCUAUUGUUUCAUCAGUCUUUGUCUUCUCUGGAUAUUCCCAUUGCGGCAUUAUCCCUCGUAUCCUCGAUCCCCAGAGUCCUAUCGAAUGAUUAUUCCCGUAGAAAAACCAUAUUGUUACAAAUAUUAUGCACGCUCGCGCGUGCAUCCAUCCUUCAACUCAUCGUGGGAUUUGUCGCGUGUAUUGACUGCGAAUACUCUUAUCACGGCAAUGUAAAUAGCAAUGCGUAUUAGUUCCAUCUUUGUGAUAGCAAACGCUUUAUUUCCUCGGCGAUCAAUAGAACAAUAGAAUGCUAAAUGGGUGUAAGCGAUGAUAAAAUCACAGGGCCGAGUAUGUAUAUAUAUAUAGUGUAUACAUUGCUGAGCAUACCCGCACAGUUAUCUGACUAUUCAACGACGACGAACGUAAUUUCGUCGUUGUAAUAUACUGGAGCGAAUAUUUCUGCCAGUCACGAAUCGCUUGUAACACAUUCGAAUUUUGAGAUCAUCACGCGAGUGUAAUGCGAUGGACUCGAAGAGGAAGCAUCUUCUGCCUUCUACAGGGCAAACCCUCGAAAAGAUUUCACGUUUUUGCGGCAUCAAUCUGUCGAGUUACUUGGGCAGAUUGUACAAUAUUGUGCUUGUGGCGUUUUUUUGUUUUCUGACCCAUUUGACUUGGAGUGAUGUUUGCAUGCAGAAAUGCUCGCAACACAUUAUUAAGAGGAUCUUGGUGACGUCGUUUUAUGUUCUAUACACGCUCUUAACGUUGACGCUGCGGAUUACAUCUCUAUUUCGUCCAAAGCAAUUCACUUUCCCCUACCAGGAAAUGUUGAUCGUAGACUCUAUACUUGAAUCGUACGGUGCGCAAUUCUCGAACAAGGAUAUCUUCAUCGCGAAAAACUUGCAGGAUGGCGUGAUAAUAUCAUAUUGGUUUCUUAUAGUGAUACUUUUUUCUCAAGCUGCAAUUGUACAUAAAUCGAUUUACAUAAUGUGGUAUACUUUUCGUGCCAUAUACCUUUGUGUCUCUAUGUUACUUACGUUUGGGUUGUUCUCUCACUACGUGAACGAUAUAUACCUGAGAUUUCGUGAGUUGAACAAGAUCGCGAUGCGACACUCGGAAGAGAAAUUGACGGUUUCUUAUAUUGAAUUUACAACGGCAGGCGUUUACGAUAAACACGACGGCCUCGUCAAUAGCAAGAUUCGCUCGAUUCAGCAUAUUCAUCAUACGUUGUUCGUUUUAGCAAAGAAGGUAAAUGGCAAUUUUAAUUUGCCGAUUCUGCUAGGUAGCGCUAUACUCUUGAACGGAAUAAUUCUUUACUUAUACGAUAUUUAUAAUCACAUAAAAUUGCGCGAUAUUGGCGCUGAAGAAGUCGUCUUUCAAAUAAUCUUCCUAUUUUGGACCUCUCUUGUAUCUAUAUAUAUUAGUUACACUUGUCAGCGAUCGAGAAAUGAGUCUAGGCGAAUGACAAAGAUUUUGCAUGAUGUUUUCCUGAAACACAAGUCUCUGCGGUCCGAGGUAGUAUAUUUUUCCCUUCAACUGGUUCAUGAAGACUUAGUAUUCACAGGUUGUGGGUUGUUCGAAUACAACAUGUCCCUUGUAUGUUCCAUUGCUGGAGCGAUACUGACAUACGUCGUCAUGUUUGUUCAAUUAGAUACCAUUGCGAAAUUUCUUAUCGUAAGUAAUGCGUCGAGUUAUGUUGAGAAUAAUUCUACAGAGUAUGUUACGACUAGUGCUGCAUAAUUUUUAUGGCAUUAAUUAUACGUUUCACAGGGUUUACAUAUCUAAUUGUGAACCACGAUAAUCAAUAACAUUUUGUAAAUAUUUUUAACAGAGAAUUUUCUGUGUGAUAUGGGUUGCGUUUCCACUGAUUGUUCAACAUAAUCGAUAUUAUAGUUUCCUGUAAUGUAAUGUACCUUCUAACGGAAGUAUAAUAAUUUGCAAUUUGUAUUUUCAGUACUUGCGAGUUAUUGUCGAUAGAUAGUAUCUCUGUAAUUAAAACUAAUAUACGUAGACUGUAUUUCGUCGCGGCCCUGACGGAAAUAUUUUGCUGAAAGCGAUCAGUAUUAUAAAAUCACGUUGUCCUGAAACAAGACUCCUUCUUCUUUUCCUUCUUCUCUUGCCGAUAUAAGGCCUUUUCCCCUCCAGUAUGUCAUUGACACGAAUCAGUUGCUGCUGAUAACUCUUAGCAGUCACCGUUUCUCCACUGCUUCGUUAGGUUAGAUUAGUAAAACUGUCAAUUAUUACAAUACGUUUUAGUAUUGUAUAGUAUAAAGCCUAUAAAUGGUGC
Messenger RNA from Dinoponera quadriceps, 2718 nucleotides. RefSeq lists its product as uncharacterized. Bases 957 to 2171 code for a protein of 404 amino acids. Lineage: Eukaryota; Metazoa; Arthropoda; Insecta; Hymenoptera; Formicidae. Gene Ontology annotation, cellular component: neuronal cell body; axon; membrane. Gene Ontology annotation, biological process: sensory perception of taste. The record is from RefSeq and is a predicted model, not a curated record. The transcript has 6 exons.